AGUUGUAUCUGCCACGCCCACACCAUGAUUCCCACGCAGCUGUUACUGUAAGUCGCGUUCAGUUUCCACAUUCAUCUAUUCACAAAUCUGCGGUGUUUACAGUAGGAGAGGCUCAUUUGCGCUCUCGGAUUGUUGACAGUAAUUUGCCUUCAUAGACGCGUCGGGUUGAUUCACCGCCUCUUGUCACUUUUCCACCAACUUGUUGCGCAGCUGCUAUUUCUAACCAGCUCUGGUCCGCUGCUGCAGAGAGCUGCUCGCCAGCACGCGCGCGCUGGUUGCCUCAUCGGGGAUAUUUGCUGGGAAGGAAAACAGAUGGAUGAAGCUGUGGCUGUCUCCAGGCCCUCUACUUCCACACGUUACGUUUUAUUGCGCAGACUAUAAGAACAUUUAUUUAUUUUUUAUGAAGUUCUGCAGCCUCCAGUGACAUUUCCAGUGCGUUUAAUAUGAACUCAGAGACAGGGGAUGCGAGUCAUGAGCUGGACGCGACCUUUCCACGGACUGGACUUUAGCCACAGCCUCUUCUACCUCACUUUACUCCUGUGGACCAGACGCAUGAGUGGACUGGCUGACUUUUCAAACUACCUGUCCAGGAUCAUCACCAGUCAUUCUGCUCAGGCGUGUGACGGAGAGCCUCUGCGACUCCACUGUCCACGUCACUCCUCCAUCUCCAUCCAGGCCGCCUUCUACGGGAGCGGCGCUGCGCGGCUGUGCGGAUCAGACCGGGACCCUCCACUCAGGGCCCUCAACCACAGCUGCUCAGCUUUUACUGCUCUACAGAAGCUGCUGUCGGAGUGUCAGAGCCAAAGAGAUUGCCAGCUGCCUGUCAACCACCUACUGUUUGGGCAGGACCCCUGUCCUGGCACCGCCAAAUACCUCCACGUGGACUACAAGUGUAAACCAACUGAACACAAAAGGCAUGUGGUGUGUGAGGGGGAGACGAUGAUCCUGCGCUGCAAGCCCCCCAAGGUUCUGAACAUCUAUGCAGCUGUCUAUGGGAGAAGUCUGGGCCAGCCGUACACCUGCCCCUCACACCUGACAAGACCACCCCCAUUCGAGUGUCUGAAUCACGAGGCUGUACACUCGGUGUCCAAGUCCUGCUACAGCAAACAGAAGUGUGCUGUUGCUGUCAGCAACCAGACCUUUAGAGACCCCUGCUUUCCAGGAACCAGGAAGUACCUCAGUGUGGUCUAUUCUUGUGUAGUACCACAGUCCUUACUAAGAGACAUAUUCAGCUCCACUUCCGCUCCUACUGUGGACACAGAAAAAGCAGCUCCUCGUGCAGAUCUGGAACAGUCUUUCCCCAAAGGCUCAAGAAGGCCUUCCAAUUCAGGAACCAUGAUGAGCAGCUCUCUCCUGACCUAUGCCUACAUCAAAGAGCAUCCAGAAAUGGCAGCGCUGCUGUUCACCUCCAGCGUGUGUGUUGGUCUAAUGCUCACACUGCUGGCUGUAUCAGUCCGAGUGACCUGCAGAGGGCGCCAGCCCGGAGAUGACAGGCUCACACCUGCCUCUCGUAGCCAGGCUGUCAACUGCCAGGAGGAGGACUGUGAGGAGGAUGACGAGGAGGAUGACGAAGAGGGAACAGAAAGCUCUUUAAUCUCAGCCGCCGAAAGGAAGGAGAUAUACGGCUGGGAGGAAGUGACUUAUGUGAGCGAGGCAGCAGAGCGGGCGGAGAGGAUUGAGCGCAGGGAGAUGAUCAUGCAGGAGAUAUGGAUGAAUGCCUAUCUGAAUGGCAGCUCAUGUUAAACUGUGACCCAUGUAUGCUGUUCAGUACCUUCAGGAUGUCUUCAGGAUUCUCUGCAGCAGCUCCCGGCCUUUUAUUAUAAGCAAAACAAGAAACCUUUUCUUCUUCGUCUUCUUCUCUUUUCUUUUUUUUUUUACAUUGUAAAGCAACGUCAGAGCUCAGUUUAUGAAGAAUGCAAUGUUUGGAUAAAACUGCAGUACUAGCCAUUUUUAAAGGAUCAACAGGGUUUAAUACUGUAUAAUGGGUGGUCACAUACAUUCUGUAAUUGUCUAAAUGUUGUAUUUAUUCACAUCCACCACUAAAUGAAGCCAGGAAUUGAACUGCCGAUGUUCCGAUUAGUAGACCCUUUUCUAUACCUCUUGAGCCACAGCCGCCACAGGAUUUUGAGUUGGAAGCUCAGUUUUAACUCAAGCAAACCAUUCCCACAGGUAGGAGAAAUUAUACAAACACAGCUAGAGAGAGACAGACAAGAAAAGAGGCUGAAUCUGGACUCAGAGCCUGGAUCAAGGUGUGGUUUUCUUAUGUAGAGGUUUGAUCACAGCAUCCAGGUAAAUCGGUGUAUUCAAGACAUUUUGUUUCAACAUCUCAAGACACUAAAACUAGAGUGUAGUCUAAGAAGUGUUAUCUUUCCUAACAAACAUAGGCACAUUACAAUGUUUUCCUAAAGUAUAAUUACAUUAGUGUUCCCUAAAAUUGUCAGCUGUUUAUUCAGUAGGCCUAAGGUGUGUGUUCGAAUCUCACCCACCAGAACUAAUCACUGGCUCUUUAAAGAGCCAUCUAAAUUGAAUGCAGAAAAAAGGUUUCAUUAUCUUUCAACCCAGCAGGAUGUUUUUCUUUUUCUUCACUGUUCCUUGAAACCGGCCAGUACGCCCCUCCUCUCUGAUUCACUGCAUUGACUCCGUCAACAGUUCCACAUCGUGGAAUUAAACUCUCUCACUUUGAACUCUACAACUUGCUCAAGCCUGCUGGGACAAGAGCUGGAACGACCAUCUGCUAUGUUGCAACUUCCUGCCUCAGAGCAGCACAGACCUCACGGAGAGGUGUGUGUGUGUGUGUAAAAGUAACUGGACACAAAGAGAGGAAAGGUGUGGCAUCCUUGUUCCUGCACCCUCACCGGUGUAAUCCUGUGUUCCUGAUGAAUCACAACCUCUGAGCAUUUUUUGAUUGUCAACACAUAAUACAAAAAUGUUUGACUAUUGUCUAUACACAGGAUGUAUUGGAAAUUAUUCUUUUACUCAAGAUUACAUUUCUUUUAAUUCAGUUUGCACAGCUUCAAUACAAAUGUAACUUUUACAACAGGUUGAAAACAUCUGGUAAAGAAAUACAGGAAUCAGAUUUAAG
Molecule: messenger RNA, 3082 nt
Organism: Cyclopterus lumpus (lumpfish)
Lineage: Eukaryota; Metazoa; Chordata; Actinopteri; Perciformes; Cyclopteridae
Gene: eva1c
Product: eva-1 homolog C (C. elegans)
Exons: 8
Coding region: 463-1743 (426 amino acids)
Molecular function (GO): carbohydrate binding
Source: RefSeq, a predicted model, not a curated record